UGUAUAAUUGAUGGUACACGCACACAGAAGCGUUCGAUCAUUUGCCCUAGAUCUCGGGGAUAUAAUUGUUGAAAAAUCCGUGGCACUUGUCUUCGCAGUAUAGACUAGAGGUGAAGGGUUUAGUAAGGAGUCUUUUUGAUUGUUUGUCUGCGCUGCUGCUUUCCUGCUUAAAACUUUAUCAGUGUCGGGCCUUAUCCAUGGCGUCUUCAUUUGUGUUUCUAUCAAAACCCUUAUUGCUUAACAAAACUAAUUCCCCUUCUCUCUCUCAGCAGAGGCUUGUAGGAUUGAGGAGAAAUUCUCUCAGAAUCAAUGCAAUUGCCAAAAAAUGGGAUCCCACGAAGGUUGUUCCUCAAUCUGAUAGGGUCCUUAUCCGUCUUGAAGAAUUACCUGAGAAAUCAACUGGCGGAGUUUUGUUGCCUAAAUCAGCUGUGAAAUUUGAGCGCUACCUAAUGGGGGAGGUACUAUCUGUUGGUACUGAGGUUGGGGAAGUGGAGGCUGGAAAGAAGGUUCUUUUCUCAGACAUAAAUGCUUAUGAGGUUGAUUUAGGAACAGAAACCAGGCAUUGCUUUUGCAAAGCUGGUGAUUUAUUGGCUGUGGUUGAGUGAAUUUCAGCAGUUGCACAUGAUUUCCAAAAGAGCAAUUUUCUGAGUUUUUGAGUAGGGCGUUGUUGUACGCUUAAAUAUAGUUACAAGGGAUUUUUUUCCUUGUGCAUUGAUGUCUCGAGUAAACUGUAAACUCUAUAAUUCAUAAGACUGGUGUCUCGAGUAAACUGUAGACUCAUUUCAUAAGAAUGUGUUAUAUAACUCUGUUAUAUUGAAUUCCUUCUUCCAUGCU
Hevea brasiliensis (rubber tree) is the source of this 834-nucleotide messenger RNA. RefSeq names its product 10 kDa chaperonin 1, chloroplastic. The coding region runs from base 198 to 605 and encodes 135 amino acids. Gene Ontology annotation, cellular component: mitochondrial matrix. The transcript is spliced from 7 exons. The record is from RefSeq and is a predicted model, not a curated record. Lineage: Eukaryota; Viridiplantae; Streptophyta; Magnoliopsida; Malpighiales; Euphorbiaceae. Gene Ontology annotation, molecular function: ATP binding; protein-folding chaperone binding; metal ion binding.